AACUAUAAAUACUUUUUAACUAAUAAGUUUGAAGAAAUAUUGCAUUGUAUUUAAAGAAGAACAAUUUUGUCUCUUCUUCAUGGAGGUCCUGCAAAGCUGAUCUUGGCAUGUCGAUAUCAACUGAGAAAGCAAACUUAUGGCUUAGAACUUAAGAUAGAGAAUCCGAAACCAAGACUAAGUCCCAUCAACAUUCUUCAAAAUAAAAAAGUUAACAUUGUUUCACCAAUUUUUGAAUUUCUGAUAUCUCUGUUUAUGAGUAGUAACAGUUGCUCUUUCCAUUCUCUUCCUCUUCUUCGCAUGCCAUCUCUACUUUCUCUUUCACUGUCUCUUUCCCUGGCUCACUCACAAAAACAACAAGUAAGAAUCCAAGAUUUCUCAUUUCUCUAACUUCCUCACUUCAUUUCAUCUCUGUAAUGGCUUCUCUGUUUCUUCUCAUUCUAGGACUUCUUCUCACAACCUCGGAUGGUUUCGAAGAAGUAGAACCACCAUUAAUGGAGAUGGAACAACAAGAGCUUUCUGGGCUUUACGAAGUAUUAAACUCUCUCCUAGAUGAUCAAGAUUGGGCUCAAAUGCAUCCACAGCCAUGUUCAGAAACUCCAUGGCCAGGACUUCAAUGUGAGGUUGGACAAGAAAACCUACCACUCUUCCAUGUCACUAAAAUCCACAUUGGACUUGAUAUUACAAACCCACCAUGUAAACCAUUUGCCAAGAUUCCAACAAAAGCUCUACUCAAAUUACCAUAUCUGAAAACCCUAUCAAUCUUUAACUGUUUCAUUUCACCAGUCUAUUUACCUUCAUCUCUUUUCACUUCAUCUUCUUCCUUGGAACACUUAACCCUCAAAUCAAAUCCAGGCCUUCAAGGGACAAUCCCACCAACAUUGGGUCAAAUCACCAGUUUAAGAGUUCUAUCUCUUUCACAAAACGGUUUACAAGGUCAAAUCCCAAAAGAGCUAAAUGGGUUAGUCAGUUUGGAGCAGCUAGACUUGAGUUACAAUAACCUCACCGGUCAAAUCCCUCAACAUCUUCAAGGGUUGAGAAAUUUGCUCAUUUUGGACCUCAGCUACAAUUUCUUUAAAGGGAAGAUCCCUUCUUUUCUGGGUCAGAUUCCUUUUCUUCAAAAGAUUGAUCUGAGUUACAACAUGCUUGAAGGGAUCAUACCUAAAAGUUUAGGGAAACUAAAAAGGUUAGUCCUUCUUGAUCUAAGUCAUAAUCUUAUAAAUGGUCCAAUCCCGGAAGCCCUUUCAGGUUUAGAGGAAUUAGAAUGUCUUAUGAUUGAAGGAAACCCAAUUCAAACUGAACUGCCCAUUUUCAUAACUGCCUUAAACAAGCUUACUGUGAUUAGAUUCUCAGGCUGUGAACUAUUUGGACCAAUACCCACUAAAUCUUGGUCAAAUUUGAAAAAUUUGAAAUCUUUGUAUUUAGAUGGAAACAAUCUAAAUGGAACAAUCCCUUCAGAAUUAGGGACAAUGCCGAAUUUGUGUCAAAUGAAUUUGAGCCAAAACAGGCUGAGUGGGGAGGUGAUUUUGAAAGAAGAAUUCAUAAAUAGGAUUGGAAAUAGGCUGGAUGUGUCUGGAAAUGAUGGGUUAUGUAUAAAGAAAAGUGUUUCGAUUUCAAUUUCCAUAUCUUUAGAAAUUCCAUAUUGUGUGGAGACAAAUGCAGAGGUAUUAAAGAAUAAAGGGAAUAAUGGGUCUGGUUCAUUGGUUGAUCAAACAGGGGAGGAUUCCAGCACUUUGAAGAAGACUCCUUCUUCUUCAUCAUCUAGGGUUUACCAUCUUCAUCAGAAUCUCAUUAUUAGUCUUACUACUUUUCUCUUCAUUUCUGUCAUGUUCUUAGUAGUAUGAUUCUCUCAUUCUGUUAAGUUUGAUUAUGUAAAAUGAAAUUGUGUUACUU
This is a messenger RNA of Impatiens glandulifera, 1890 nucleotides long. RefSeq names its product receptor like protein 29-like. NCBI's taxonomy places the organism in Eukaryota, Viridiplantae, Streptophyta, Magnoliopsida, Ericales, Balsaminaceae. Gene Ontology annotation, molecular function: protein binding. The record is from RefSeq and is a predicted model, not a curated record. The transcript has a single exon. The coding region runs from base 414 to 1841 and encodes 475 amino acids.